Parnassius apollo (apollo) is the source of this 354-nucleotide messenger RNA. The record is from the annotation of a GenBank genome assembly. Lineage: Eukaryota; Metazoa; Arthropoda; Insecta; Lepidoptera; Papilionidae.
AUGACUCUUUCUAAUGGUAGCGCUAACGAACACGCCGAUAUAACAUUGGAUAUGCUUAAUUUUGGAUCAGAUAUUACAGAUGAGCAAAAGGGACAGUUACUAAAUAUCGUUAACGAGUUUUGGGAUUGUUUUGCACUAGAUACCAGUGAGUUAGGAGUAACAAAUAUUUCAGAAAUGCAAAUUAAUCUUCUUGAUGAUUCAUCGGUUACAUAUAAGCCAUAUCGUUUAUUAUAUAGUGAACGACUCAUAGUCAGGGACUUAGUGAAUGAUCUUUUAGACAAUAAGAUUAUACAAGAAUCUAAUUCAUCGUACGCGAGAUAUGGACGAUUUGCUUUCACCAGCUGUGUCAAUUGA